This is a messenger RNA of Rubroshorea leprosula, 1924 nucleotides long. Lineage: Eukaryota; Viridiplantae; Streptophyta; Magnoliopsida; Malvales; Dipterocarpaceae. The record is from the annotation of a GenBank genome assembly.
GCAGUGAAAAUCAGACAACCGAACGAACCAUCCUGUCCCAGUCCCUGGAACCAAGGCAAUGCAGCACCACCCCCUACCGCCGUCGGCUCCGCCGGCGAUCACCGCAACCACUAGCAUCCCAUCCCUUAAAGACCACACCAGAACCACCCUCUACAUAAUCAUAGCCACAUCCUGUUUCUCCCUCAUCUUCAUCCUCUUCCUCCCCUAUUCCCCCUCUUGGUCAAACCUCUCCAUCACCACCCGGCCCGACCCACUUCUGUUUCCUAACAGACCCAGCUCCAUCGCAGAGAUCCCGUCCGAGCCCGCCCCUCCCGCUAUUGCAUACCUCAUAUCUGGAUCCUCAGGCAACUCGGGUCGGAUUCUCCGUCUUCUCUUCGCGACCUACCACCCCAGAAACCAUUACCUCCUCCACCUCGACCGCUCUGCUCCCCAAAGCGAACGUGAUCGGUUAGCUCUCACGGUCCAAUCAGUGCCCAUCUUUCGCGCUGCUCAAAACGUCGACAUUAUAGGGAAGCCCGAUUUCGCCUACCCAAGAGGCUCCUCCCCAAUCUCCUCCACGCUUCACGGUGCCUCUAUUCUACUGCGUCUGUCGUCGAACUGGGAUUGGUUUAUCAAUCUCAGUGUUGGCGAUUACCCGCUGGUUACUCAAGAUGAUCUUCUUCACAUUUUGUCGUAUUUGCCCAAAGAUUUCAACUUUCUGAACCAUACCAGUUACAUUGGCUGGAAAGAGUCUAGGAGAUUGAAACCGAUAAUUGUUGAUACUGGCCUUUAUCGUUUGGAGAAGUAUGAGAUAUUCUAUACGACAGAAAAACGGGAUUUGCCUACUGCUUUCAGGUUGUUUUCAGGUUCAUCUUUGUCAAUUUUAAGUCGUAGUCUUAUUGAGUUCGUCAUUCUGGGUACAGACAAUCUUCCUAGGAAUCUGCUGAUGUAUUUUUCAAACGCACCUUAUUCCCUCCCAAACUACUUCCCCACAAUUGUGUGUAAUUCUCAUCAGUUCAAGAGGACUGUUGUCAAUGAUAACCUGCAAUACAUUGCUUUCAACAAAUCCUCCACAAGGACCACAACUAAGCCUCACCAACUCAGUUCAGGAGAAUUUGAUGCCAUGAUUCAGAGUGGAGCUGCCUUUGCUACAGAAUUCGCCUUUGAUGAUCCAGUACUUGAUCGCAUUGACCAAGAGAUUCUGAAACGCAGCCCUGGAAAAGUUGUACCUGGUGGAUGGUGCUUGGGUGAGCCUGGAAACAGAACAUGUUCAGUUUGGGGUGAUGCUAAUAUUCUUAGACCUGGCCCAGGAGCAAGAAGACUCGAAAAACACAUUGUUGAGCUACUGUCAAAUGGUAGGUUUCAUUCUCGCCAAUGUGUAGUUGAAUGAUCUGAAUCUCCACCCAUGUGAGAAAGUGAUGGAACCCAAACCCAGCCAGGGGGAGGUAAGAAAGAAUUCUCCUCGCAUGAUAUGAAGCCUGUACUAACAGUACCACAGGGGAGAGGUAAGUUAACUGUGUUAUUCACAGCCCACAGUGUUUGGUUUAAUCACUCAUUUUUUAACUACCAAAUGAUUACCUAGGAUGUGGCUGUAAUCUAGUAAGUGAAACAGGAUUUGGAGGUUGUUGUGAAUGAAGUAGGAUUUUAGUGAAAUAGGAUUUAGAGGUUGUUGUGAAUGAAGUAGGAUUUCAGUAUCUUAUUUACUUAGGCAGCCACUUGUCUAACAGGGCAGGUGCACUUGACAUGUCCUUAAUCAAAGAUUGAUUGUACGUCACAGGCUGCACUGUCAAUUCUUGGAAUUUUUUCGAAGAUGUUGGUGUGUAAAUUAUAAUGAUCUGAAUAUGGAAUAAUGGAAAUGUCCUCUCUUUUUUUUCUUUUUCCGUCUCGUAAUGUACCCAUGUCAGCUUUUUUCGAAGAAUCUUAAAAAGCCAAAAGUGUAAUAUUA